This is a messenger RNA of Nelumbo nucifera (sacred lotus), 1532 nucleotides long. Lineage: Eukaryota; Viridiplantae; Streptophyta; Magnoliopsida; Proteales; Nelumbonaceae. The record is from RefSeq and is a predicted model, not a curated record.
CUGCUACUACAAUCACUCUCCUUGUUGGCCUUCCCCUCUCUUUUAAAUUCAUUCACUUGAAUUGUGAUAUGUUUAUCUUCUAUGAAUUGAUUCCUUUUCUAUAUUUCUAGCCUUUCAAAUAAAAAAGAUACACUUAAAAUUGAGUGUAUCCUUAGGAACCCAGUAUGGAACAACCUCAAUAAAAUUUAACAGUAUUCAAUAUAAAAAUAUAGCAUUCUCUUUCUCUUAUUAUGUACUUAAAUUCAUUCAUGCCCCAAGGUAUCAUUCUCUGUGAUGCUCCUCCCUGGCACAAAAUCACCAUUCUCCCUUGAAAUUUGUAGUUUUGUACAUGCAUUUAUAGAGACUAACAGGUCUAACUUUCCCAAAAAAGUCUCUAGCUUAUUAUCAUCUUCUUCAGGAAUGGCCAUAAUUAUCAUCAGCACCUCAUGGUGCUAUACCAAACAACUUAACAAGCAAUUCAUGGGCUUUCAAGGGAAAUGAAUGUAGUAGCAGYUCGCACGAGAUUCCUCAUGAUUUAGGCAUUAGACAAUUCUCAGUCUGUUGACGGUCAGUUCUCCGGUGAGCUUGAAUUUUCUCAGCAAGGAAGCAGGCAAUACAUGGAACUUGGGAGCUCAAGGGCGUAUGAUUCUUCUAAUAAUCAGAUGCACUGGUCUCUUUAAAUGGACUCACUUAGUGCUUAAUAGGUUUAUGCUAUGCACUUGCCUUUUUUCCCCAGUUUUGCUUGGACCUCUUUUUUGAGUUUCAAUUCCUGGCUUUUGACCUUGAAAAUAAAUUCAGUUUUAAGUUGCAGUUCUACUCCUUUAGUAGCUUAUUGGGUAUGCUGGUAUUAAUUAGGAAGAGCAAGAGCUCUUUUAAUUAGUUUGUUUUAAAUUUGAAAUCCAGAUAUUUAACUUGGCCUUGGAAUAUCAAUGGAGCAUYCACUUUUYAGGUAAUGCAAGCAGCUAGCAAACUUGGUAUCUCAAUUACUGUCAAUAAAGUAGGAAGUGAUUCCCCAAACACUGGASCUCCUACYACURUCUCUCCAAUUGAUGGGUCUAAAGAAUGGCAACCAACAUUUACUUUGGACGAAGAUGGGCUCCUUCAUCAGUUACGUGCUGCUCUUGUGCAGUCUCUUGAUACUGCUGCAUCAAAGUUGCCUUUACCCAAUCUGCAACAACAGCCUCAUCAACAUCCAUUUGUCCCUGCCAUACAGGAGUGCAUUGAUGCUAUAACUGAACACCAAAGGCGUCAUGCUCUAAUGAAAGGAGAAUGGGUUAAAGGUUUGUUACCGCAGAGCAGUGUCCGAGCUGAUUACACAGUGCAAAGGAUCAGGGGGCUUGCUGAAGGAAUCUGCUUGAAGAAUUACGAAUAUCUGGGGAGUGGGGAGGUUUAUGGCAAAGAAGUAGCAGAGAAACUUACGUUGCAAGUGCUUCGGGUGCUCACAUUAGUCUUUUCUUCAUUUGUUGUAUAUGCCCAUUUGUGAAUUUCAUAAUUGUGAUUUUGAAGGUCAAAGGAUUGACAUGAUCUUAUAAGCAUUGACAUUUUAAACUCUC